Messenger RNA from Magallana angulata, 3241 nucleotides. Its product is annotated as exocyst complex component 4-like. The transcript has 32 exons. The record is from RefSeq and is a predicted model, not a curated record. NCBI's taxonomy places the organism in Eukaryota, Metazoa, Mollusca, Bivalvia, Ostreida, Ostreidae. Gene Ontology annotation, biological process: chemical synaptic transmission; exocytosis; Golgi to plasma membrane transport. The coding region runs from base 72 to 2978 and encodes 968 amino acids. Gene Ontology annotation, cellular component: exocyst; growth cone membrane; synapse.
CGUUGUUACAUUAUCCUUCAAAACAUCCGGUUUCCUCCCAGUUUCCAGAUUUCUGUAAAAAAAAUCAGAAAAUGGAGAAAAAUGGGGAAAAGGUCGCAAACCCAGCAGCAAAAGGAAGAGAAACUUCUGAGUUUUUGAUGGCAAUUGUCAGAACUUUAUCAACAAGUGCUGACUUCCAACAAAGAGAAAAGGAAAAGGCAAGGAUAGAGAAGACUUUUACAGAAAGUGACAAAAAACUUGGAGAACUUGUUUCAGAAAACUAUCAGGACCUCACCCAGAUUACACAAGACUUCAGCACCAUCAGUAAAUCAGUCAACGAGGCUAGAGAGAAGAUAAAGAAGAUCAAGGAUGACCUCAGCAGCUGUAAGACUCUGUUACACUGUAAGAGGGAUGAACUCCGUCGACUCUGGAUAGAAGGAGUGGAACAGAAAACGAUGGUUGCCAUGUUAGAUCAGAUAGAACAAAUCAAAGAGGUUCCAACAAAACUAGAUAACCUUCUUCUGAAGAAGCACUAUCUCCAUGGAACUGAAUUAGUGGUCAACGCUGUUGCAAAAUUAGAGAAUCAACUGGUUGGUGUGGAAGCUUUAAGAGAUUUGAAAGCAGAACUUAUCACAAGAAAAGAGCAAUUACAUGAGGUAUUGAUUGAGGAACUCAAUAGACAGAUUUACAUAAAGUCUCAGACACCCAACUUCUCCUCCCUCCCAGGGAAAAAAGGGGGCAGUGUAGCAAAACAAGAUACCUUAAAAAGAAAAGAAAGGAAUGGUGUGCCACCUCCAGAGAAGAUUGAGUUUGGCAAGGAAGUCAAAGAAGAUUUGAACUCAGACCCUGAGGAUGAUCCUACCCACUUCAUUGCCAUUUUAGUGGAGUCCCUUUACAUGCUGAGAAAAAUUCCAGAGGCAGCUGAGGGAUUAAAAGUCAGAAUUCAACCAGAGCUCUCAGCUAUUGUAGCCAGAACCUCACAGCUUCUAUUGGAAAGUACCUCCAAUCAAGUGGAUGCCUCCAACCAAUCCCAGUGUCUGCUGGACCUGUUAGAAAAUAUCUUCCAUCAGUUCCGCUUCGUCGCCCACAUGCACAAGAUGGUUCUAAGAAAUCUAGACAGGAUCAUUACGGCAGGAGGCCAAAAGGAGGUUUCUGGUGUGCCAGUUCGUCAGGAAUGUUUGUAUGAUAUGACAGAUGUGUGGUCCAAAAUACAAGCCGUAGUGGAGUUACUGUUACGUGAGUAUCUAGAUGUGGAGAAUACGUCGGCCUCCAGACAGAGGGCCCCCACCAGCUUUGAUGAGCCCAGCACAGACAUCAACUCCUUCUUUGCAAAAAAGCGACCAGCAAAACCUAAAAAAAUGGCUUUGUUCCGAUUUGAUGCUUCGAUCCAUGCCAUCAGUACAAACAGCUAUGUGGAUGACAGUAGGGCCUUUGAUACAGGAGACUUGUUCAGUAGCUCCCUGUUAGCUGAGAUGGGUCUGGAGAAAAAUCAGAUGGUCUGUAAACCCAGUGUAUACAAUAUCACAGCAAUCUUCAGGCCCCUGGAGUCAUUCAUAAGAGAGAUAGAAGAUGCCAUUGCUUGUCAGGACGGGACCUCCAGUCUGCAGGCCUUUGUGACAGACUUUGUACAGAACAUAUUCCUGGGGCAUGUCCAUUACACUGUGUCUACAAGCAUAACCUCGGCCACAAAAGAUUUAAUCCGCUACUACAAAAACCCUCAGAUCGAUGAGGAGGAUGAGAGCUUUGAUGCUUUGCGGCAUGUUGUGGAUCAUAAAACCCAAAAGGAACUCGGCGUAAACAGACCUUUACUAACGAGUACAGUUACCGUUGACAAGAAUUUACAAGAACUGAGGGAGCUGAUGCAGGAUUUACCUGACUACGCGGACCAGUUCCUCAACAUGAUCUGUAACACACUGAAGGAGUACAGGGACACCUGCCACUCGGCUUACAGGGAAAUUGUUCAGUAUGAUUCUGAUGAGAGAAGAGUGAUAAGUGCCAUGUGGGCCAAAGAUGAAGACAUCAGUCGCUUUCUCAGUUUCAGUUAUGAAGUCAGAUCCCUGCCCAGCUGGCGGUCCCUCCAGUCGUCCCGGGGUCAGGAACUGGCCAGUGAGGACGUGUGUUCCGAGGAGGAAAUCAAGGCCCUCAACUCCAAGGAGGCCCAGAUACUGAUCAGUAAUCUCACUUCAUCCGACGGCCUGAUCCAACAGGAAAUCAUCACGGACGUCACGCAAAUGAGGACCAUCGCCAAUGUUCAUGAAAGCUUGGAAUGGUUCUUCAAUAGGAUGAAGGACUUCUCCAAUGGUUUGUCAGCGAGAUCUACUGCCACUGCAGCUGAAACAGCAGCAUCUGAAUAUCCACCUGUAUCUGAAAAGACAUUAGGCUCCUUGAAGAAUCUAGUAAAGGAUUUCCAGGACUUAGCAGAAAUAUGUCUUCUGCUUCUUCAUCUGGAGGUCAGAGUUCACUGUUUUUACUUCCUGCUGCCAGUCGCCAAGCAGUCAAACUAUGCAGGCCCAAUAGAUGACCUUGAUCCAGAUUCCAAUGUGCUGAAACUGAACAAAGAUUUAACCAGUAUGGAAGAGGUGUUGCAACAGAGUCUACAACCUAAAAAAUUUAAAUACAUAUUUGAAAGUCUUGGAUUUUUAGUGGCAUCCAUAUUGAUGAACAGCAUUCAGUAUAUGAAGAAAAUCAAUGAAAAUGGCAUCAAAAAGAUGUGUAGGAAUCUCUUUGCCAUACAGCAGAACCUGACCAAUAUAACAAUGUCCAGGGAGUCAGACCUAGAUCACGCCAGGCAGUACUACGAGCUCUUGUACAUCAACCCAGAUGAUGUGAUAACAAUGAUUGCAGAGAAAGGAUGUCAAUACACAUUCCAGGAAUACACCGAGUUAGUUAAGCUGCAUCACCGGAGUCACCCCGCCCUGUCUCCCAGUCAGCUCGAGCAACGCAUGCAGAAACUCAAGGAGGUGAUCUUCAAAACUCCCAAUGGAGAACACACACCCUGACAGACUCUGUAAAAAUGAUGGAUGAGAGAGAGAGAGAGAGAGAGAGAGAGAGAGAGAGAGAGAGAGAGAGAGAGAGAGAGAGAGAGAGAGAGAGAGAGAGCAUUGUGGAGAGAUAGGCAUUGUGGAAAGUUGUGGAAACUCCACAAACAUUCUUCAUUGUGAUAGUGCUUUAAAUGUGCAAUAACUCAUUUUGUUUUGUUAGCUGUAUAACAGAUAAUAUGAUUUUAACUUAUAUAAGAUUAAAAUUGACUUCUUCAAAUUCA